Molecule: messenger RNA, 2014 nt
Organism: Amborella trichopoda
Lineage: Eukaryota; Viridiplantae; Streptophyta; Magnoliopsida; Amborellales; Amborellaceae
Product: serine/threonine-protein kinase/endoribonuclease IRE1a
Biological process (GO): mRNA processing; intrinsic apoptotic signaling pathway in response to endoplasmic reticulum stress; protein phosphorylation
Cellular component (GO): IRE1-TRAF2-ASK1 complex
Molecular function (GO): RNA endonuclease activity; protein serine/threonine kinase activity; ATP binding
Source: RefSeq, a predicted model, not a curated record
UCGAAACUCCAUCGGAGAAUGAAGUUUUAAUGUUGAAAAACCUGAUCACCUCCAAUGAUGUAUGACCAUGAAAAAUAAAAGGAUUUGAAGUGGCAGAAAUAUGCACCCGUAUGUCAACUGUAGCCAACAAGUAAAGCUGUGUGUUGAACUUUACCAGACUCAGACUUUGCUUUUCGUCCUGGUAGCGCAUUUGUGGGUGACUAAUCUACCAGCCUUAUUCGAGCCAAGUGAGUACAUGAAUCUUGGGUGACUAAUUUACCAGCCUUAUUCGAGCCAAGUGAGCACAUGAAUCUUUGAUCAUGCCUUCCUAUUUGUUGAAAAAGUUUAUGACUAUCUUGUCGAAAAUUAAGAAGAAACCCGUGUCUGAUGCACCUGGCAGUGUGCCCACUGAUACCAAUGACAAAGAGCGAUGGUCUAGGCCAGAACAAGGAGAAGAUCGUGAGGGAGUUUGGAUUAAUGGACACGGGAGGGUCUUUGUAUCAAAUAAAGAAAUUGCCAAGGGAAGCAAUGGCACAAUCGUUUUUGAGGGUUUGUAUGAGGGUCGUAGAGUGGCUGUAAAGCGAGUUUUACAGUCAUAUUAUUUUACUGCUGAUAAAGAGAUAGAUUUGCUUACUCACUCGGAUAGAAAUUCCAACAUUGUACGACUAUACUCUGUGGUGCGCGAUCAGCAUUUUAUCUAUCUUUUACUAGAGCGUUGCUUUUGCAACCUUGCUGAGUUGAUCCAAAAACACUCCCAAUUGACUGACUAUGAUGCUGCUGUUUUCACCAAUCGGAGGCCCAACCAACAAAAAUUCGAACUUUGGAGAAAUGGAAGUCCAUCUACUGUGUUGGAGAAUCUAAUGAGGGAAAUAGUAUUUGGGGUUACACAUUUGCAUCGACUCGGUAUUGUACAUCGUGAUCUGAAGCCUCAAAAUGUUUUGAUAUGCAAUGAAGAUGAUACCUUUCAUGCUAAAGUCUCUGAUAUGGGGAUAAGCAGACGUCUUCCUAGAGGACGGUCCUCUUUUGGUUUGCAUGCUACAGGUUGUGGCAGUUCUGGUUGGCAAGCUCCAGAACAGCUUCUCCAUGGGCGCCAAACCAAGGCUAUAGACAUUUUUAGUUUAGGUUGCGUCCUCUACUUUUGUAUGACCAAAGGUCGACAUCCCUUUGGUAAACCAUUAGAGAGGGAUCUCAAUAUCAGCCAUGGGAAGUUUGAUCUAUGUUUGGUUGAUCAUAUACCGGAGGCUGUUGACCUUUUAUCUCGCAUGUUAGCCCAUGAUCUAACAAUGAGACCAACGGCACAGGAGGUAUUGCUUCACCCGCUCUUAUGGACGGGUGAAUGGCGUCUUAAGUUCCUUCAAGAAACUAGUGAUAGGAUAGUGUCGGCACACAAGAAGUCUAAUCUUGUAGUUGCAAUAGAGGGAAUUCAUCUUUCAGCUCCCCAUAAAAGAUGGGAUAAAAACAUGGAUGAUGCAUUCGUUUCAAACUUAAAAAGUGGUCCUAGAAGGUACAACUUUCGCCGCAUUUGUGAUCUUAUUAGAGUCAUUCGAAACUUUUCAACCCACUACAAUCAGCUUCCGAAACAUAUUCAGGAACUUCUUGGACCAAUCCCUAGUGGAUUCUAUAGCUAUUUUGCAAGUCGUUUUCCAAAUUUACUACUGGAGGUAUACAAAAUUGUAUAUCAAUAUUGCAGGGAAGAAGUGUGGUAUAAGAAUUUUGUUGAAAGUAUGAAGAAAACAAACGAUCGCUCUUAAUUCAUUUUGUCUAAAUAUCAUCCUUUUUAAUUUGUGUUGUCUUGCCGUGUGCAAUAGAUUGCGCUAAUUAUAUUUGUAAAUGAAUGUGGAUCCACUAAGUUGGUUCCUAUGGAUGGGUGGUUUUCCAAUGAUGGCUGAAAGUAUGAAUCUUGGGAUAGUCUAUGUAGAUCAAAUGUUUAAAAAGGGGCAUGUUCCAUCAUGAAUGAUAGUGUGGUCCAUUUGGGUUACUGUGUAAAUAUGAAUGUUAUUUUAUAUAUUGAGAAUGUAGGAUUUUGUGAAGGAAA